GAAUCUCUCUUCCCUUUUUGUCUCCAACCAAAACAAAACCUUAAUCACCUUUCUUCUUCUUUAAACAGAGAGCAUAACAGAGACGUUCGUUCCCACUCUGUCUUAAUCUCCUCUGUUUCAAUUCUAAAUUGAAGAUCGAUGGAAACCGGUGGAACAAUUCCGGGUCAAGAAAUCGGAUCCGGGUUUCAAAAACCCGUUAACCCAGAUGGGUUUGUGACGAUCGAUGUCGAAAGUUUCUCUAAUGUCAUCCACAAAGACUUCUCUUCUUCUAGUCCAAGAAUUACUUUGCAGAGAAAUGUAUCGAGGAAAGGGUCUCCAAGAAGCAACAACGAGAGAAAACUCCAUUUUGACGCAAAUGGUAAUGACAAGGAGACCUCAUUUCCUCAGUCCCCACUUAGAGGAUCAAGCACGCCGGAAAAGCCUAGCAUCGUAGGGCCCACAGAACAUGCAGGCACGGCCACAACCGCUGCCACCGCUGUUUUAGCCUCGCCGCUUCAUCAGAUCACCGUUACUACGGCUGCCACGGCCGCCGGAAAUAUGAUCACCGAUCAAAACAGAGAAAGAAGAUUCGGUUUUUCGAGGAAAUCGAGUUUUAAACGCUCUCAUACUUCUUGGAUGCUUGAUCCGAAGAAAAUCGUCCUCUUCUUUGCAACUUUGUCAAGCAUGGGAUCAAUCUUGUUAAUCAUAUUCACACUCUCGAUCAGCAAGUCCAAUCCCGGAGAUAUGCCUUUAGACUAAUAGUAAACACAAGAAGAGCAU
Arabidopsis arenosa is the source of this 759-nucleotide messenger RNA. The record is from the annotation of a GenBank genome assembly. NCBI's taxonomy places the organism in Eukaryota, Viridiplantae, Streptophyta, Magnoliopsida, Brassicales, Brassicaceae.